This is a messenger RNA of Ctenopharyngodon idella (grass carp), 2164 nucleotides long. Its product is annotated as E3 ubiquitin-protein ligase TRIM21-like. NCBI's taxonomy places the organism in Eukaryota, Metazoa, Chordata, Actinopteri, Cypriniformes, Xenocyprididae. The coding region runs from base 1 to 1599 and encodes 532 amino acids. Gene Ontology annotation, molecular function: zinc ion binding; protein binding. The transcript is spliced from 6 exons. The record is from RefSeq and is a predicted model, not a curated record.
AUGACGACAGCCAUAGAUGUCUCUCGCCACCUUCAUUGUCCCGUCUGUAAAAACCUGUUAGCAGAUCCGGUCUCAACCAGCUGUGGACACACCUUCUGCAAGCGUUGUCUGGACCAGCACAUAAGCAUGUCCGAGCCACACUGCCCAAUUUGCCAGGAGCCUGUGUCCACCAAGCCAUCCGUGAAUGCAGCGCUUGACGCCCUCCUGCGGGAAUUUCACCAGAUGCAGUUACCCGACCUGAGCCUCUUUUGCGGAGAAAGAGGCGCGGUUCCGUGUGACGUAUGUGACGAGUACCUCACGUUCAAAGCUGUGAAGUCCUGCUUGAACUGUCUUCUCUCGUACUGCGAUCGACACCUGAAGCAGCACCAGUCUAUGGUGAGAUUCAAGGGCCAUAAACUGGUGAAUCCCUUGGAGAAGUUGGAUCAGAGAGCAUGCAAUGCGCACGGCAGGCCUCUGGAACUCUACUGCAGACGGGACGAGCGCUGCAUCUGCGCCUUAUGUGUGAAGUUGGGUGGAGAUGUGAUACCUGUGGAGACAGAGAGAGAAAGGAGACAGGAUAAGCAGCAAAACACUAUUAAAGAGCUGGAAAGGAUGAUCAAUCGGAGGGAAAACAAACUCGAGGAGCUUAAGGAAUCAGCCACAAAAUACCAGGCUCUGAUAGAGAGAGAGCAGCAGGAGAUAAAGGAGGUCAUUGCUGCAGUGAUGGAGGCUAUGAAGAGCUCAGAGCAGGUGCUGCUGGCUCCUCUGGAGGACGGAAGAAGGUGUCUGGAGAAGGAAAUGGAAGAGAAGACACAACAAAUCCAAAAAGACAUUCUCAAGUAUAAGGAGACCAUCGAAUCUUUGAAUCGCACUAUGAAUGAGGAAGAUGACAUCUUCUUCCUCCAGUCUUAUCCGUCUGUGCCAACUGAGUUCAAAGAUGACUGGAUGGUGUCCCUUGACACUGAGUUAAACUUUGGCACAAUGAGAAAUCUAAGGGCAGUCUUACUGGCUGAGAUUGAGACUCACUUGGAGAAACUUUCCACUGUUGAAAUUAGAAGAAUUCACAGCUUUUCAGUGGACGUGACUCUGGACGCAGAAACGGCACAUCCACAUUUAGAGGUGUCUAGAGACGGCAAAGCAGUGAGAGACACUGGAGAAAGCCACGACAUCCCAGGCAGCCCACAACAGUUUGACUUGGUCGGAGGAGUCCUAGGAAAGACUCGCAUCACGUCGGGAAGAGCUUUCUGGGUCGUGGAGGUGGGAAAGAAGGUGGGCUGGGAACUGGGGGUGAUGAGAGAAGGUGCGAACAGGAAAGGGAAAGUCUCCUAUAAACCCAGCGAGGGUUACUGGGCCAUUGUGCUCUGUGGUCAGAACAUGUAUGGAGCUUUUGAAGACCCUCCAGUCCUGCUGCAUCUCAACACCAAACCCCAGAAGCUGGGAGUGUUUGUGGACUGUGAGGAGGCUCUGGUCUCCUUCUAUGAUAUGGUGGCUCUGACACAUAUUUACACAUUUACUAAGUGCAGCUUUCAUGGCACUAUCCGUCCUUAUUUUAAUCCUCAUCCCAACAAAGACGGGAACAACUCAAGUCCAUUGGUCAUUUGUGCUGUCAAUCAAAACUGACUGAAUAAGAAAGGGCAAAUCUUGGUUUUGAAGCAAAGCAGGAUCAGAAUGUUUAUUUAUAUAUAUAUAAUAAUGUUUAUUUCAUUGACACUGAUAUUGCUAGUAUGGUACCUUGAAUGAUUUACAGAAUCAAUCAAUCAAUCAAUCUAUCUAUCUAUCUAUCUAUCUAUCUAUCUAUCUAUCUAUCUAUCUAUCUAUCUAUCUAUCUAUCUAUCUAUCUAUCUAUCUAUCAUGUCUGUCGAAUGUAAUAGGUACUACUUUUAAAUGGCAGUUAAACUUGCUUAUUGACCUUGUGGGGACCUUGGGGAAAACAUGUUGUGAUUGUUUUGUUUUUUGUUUUGUUUUUUGAAAAUGAAAAAAAUGCAUAAAGUUUUCUGUGAGGGUUGUGUUUAGGGGUUAGGGUUAGUUGAUAGAAUAUACAGUCUGUAUAGUAUAAAAAUCAUUUUGUCUAUGGAAAGUCACCAUGAAACAUGGAAACCCAACAUAAAUAAAUCAUACUAAAUGAUGUUUUGAAAAUAUAAAAACACAGUAUAAAAAAUAUUCUUUCUAUGGUGAGUCAAAUAAA